This is a messenger RNA of Notolabrus celidotus (New Zealand spotty), 6672 nucleotides long. RefSeq names its product protein tyrosine phosphatase, non-receptor type 23, a (gene ptpn23a). Lineage: Eukaryota; Metazoa; Chordata; Actinopteri; Labriformes; Labridae. Gene Ontology annotation, biological process: protein transport to vacuole involved in ubiquitin-dependent protein catabolic process via the multivesicular body sorting pathway; endocytic recycling; protein dephosphorylation. The record is from RefSeq and is a predicted model, not a curated record. The coding region runs from base 165 to 6026 and encodes 1953 amino acids. The transcript has 24 exons. Gene Ontology annotation, molecular function: protein binding; protein tyrosine phosphatase activity. Gene Ontology annotation, cellular component: endosome.
AGCAGACGUCACCUGCGCCCAGAGCUUCCGGUUGGAGUGUAAAUGGAUACAUGACACAGUUGUUUGGAGGAAAGCUAUCUUUCUGAAAACCGUUCACGUCCACUAAACCCCCGACGCGGUUCUGACCCCGUCCCGGCCUCCGGCCCCCCGCAGAGCUGGCCGCCAUGGAGGCCGUCCCCCGGAUGCCGAUGAUCUGGCUGGAUCUGAAAGAGGCAGGGGAGUUCCAGUUCAGCCCGGCCGUCAGGCAGUUCAUCCUGAAGAACUAUGGAGAGAAUCCGGACAACUACAACGAACAGAUGAAGAAACUGGAGACCCUGCGACAGAGUGCUGUAAAUGUGACCAGGGAUUUCGAGGGCUGCAGCACCCUGAGGAAGUACUUCGGCCAGCUGCAUUACCUUCAGAGCCGAGUCCCCAUGGGAACCGGUCAGGAGGCGGCUGUACCCAUCUCAUGGACUGAAAUCUUCUCUGGAAAAACAGUCACCCAUGAUGACAUCAGUUAUGAGCAAGCAUGCAUCCUCUACAAUCUGGGGGCCUUGCACUCCAUGCUGGGAGCCAUGGAUAACAGAGUGUCUGAGGAGGGGAUGAAGGUGUCGUGCACACACUUCCAGUGCUCUGCAGGAGCCUUUUCUUACCUGAGAGACAACUUCAGCCACAACUUCAGCGUGGACAUGUCACACCAGAUCCUUAACCUCAACAUUAACCUCAUGCUGGGUCAGGCUCAGGAGUGUCUUCUGGAGAAGUCCAUGUUGGAUAACAGGAAGAGUUUCUUGGUUGCUCGUAUCAGCGCUCAGGUGGUGGAUUAUUACAAAGAGGCCUGCAGAGCUUUGGAGAACUCUGAGACGGCGUCCAUGCUGGGAAAGAUUCAGAAAGACUGGAAGAAACUGGUUCAGAUGAAGAUCUAUUACUUCGCUGCGAUCGCACAUCUCCACAUGGGGAAACAAGCAGAGGAGCAGCAGAAGUUCGGAGAGCGGUUGGCGUACCUGCAGAGCUCAUUGGACAAACUCACCGAAGCUAUCAAGCUGGCCAAGGGUCAGCCCGACAGCGUGCAGGAUGCCCUCAGAUUCACCAUGGAUGUUAUUGGGGGAAAGUUUAACUCGGCCAAAAAAGACAACGACUUCAUCUAUCACGAGACGGUUCCUUCUCUGGAGACUCUGGCCUCGGUCAAAGGUGCCCCACUGGUGAGAGCUCUUCCAGUCAACCCCACAGACCCCAGUGUCACAGGACCGGACCUGUUUUCCAAGUUGGUUCCUAUGGCGGCCCACGAAGCUUCUUCACUUUACAGUGAGGAGAAGGCCAAACUGCUCAGGGACAUCAUGAUGAAGAUUGAGGGCAAGAAUGAAACACUAGAGCAGUUCAUGGACUCUCUGGGCCUGGAACCGGAGUCAGUCGACAACCUGGACAUGUACAGCCACAUCCCCCCCAUCCUGAUGGAGAAGUGUGCCGCCCUCAGUGUGAGACCCGACACUGUCAAGAGCCUGAUCCAGUCCAUGCAGGGACUCUCGGGUGUCUUCACCGACGUGGAGUCUUCCCUGAAAGAGAUCAGAGAUGUCCUGGAGGUAGACGAGAUCGGCGAGCGAGCCGUUCUGGAGGCCGGCGGCCCCGCUGCAGCCGAGGUGCACCCAGCAGCGCAGGCCCAGGCUCUGGCUGAAAUCCGCAGGGAUCUGGAGAAAUACAUGGAGGCCCACGAGAAGGCAAGUUUCACCAACACGGAGCUCCAUCGAGCCAUGAACCUGCACAUCAGCAACCUGCGUCUGCUGGGGGGUCCGCUGGAGAGUCUGAAGGAGGCUCUGCCUCGGCCUCAGCUCAAUGAAGAGGAAGUGGCAGGGCUGCAGUGUAUGAAGAGAAUCCUUGCUAAGGUGCAGGAAAUGAGGGAACAGAGAAGCUCUUUAGAGAAACAGCUCCGGGACCUGAUCCAGCAGGAUGACAUCACCUCCACCCUGGUCACCACAGAGAGAGCCGACAUGAAGCAAAUCUUCGAGGAGCAGCUGAAGAAGUACGAGCAGGUGAAGGUCUACAUCGACCAGAACCUGGCCGCUCAGGAGAACAUCCUGAAGGCCCUGACCGAGGCUAAUGUCCAGUACGCUACGGUUCGUAAGGGCCUGAGCCAGACCGAGCAGCAGUGGAACGGCACCGUGCAGGGACUGGUGGGCUCGUACGAAGCCUACGAGGACCUGAUGAAGAAGUCUCAGGAGGGGAAGGAGUUUUACGAAGACCUGGAGGCCAAAGCAUCACGUCUGCUGGAGAGGUCCAAGACCGUUUGUCAGACCAGGGCAGAGGAGAGGAGACCCAUCCUGGAGAGAGACUCAAAGAAACCUCCAGCCCGGCCUACAGCAGCUAAGCCCUCCUUAAAGACAAAGGCUUCUGAUGUGGACUCCGCCUGUUCCAGCCUUGACGACCCGGAGCUGGCUCAGCUUAGUGCAGCCAUCUUGGCCUUGGGGGGCGACCUACCUGAAGAGCUUCGCAGCCUCCCCCCAGACAUUCCUUCCCACCCCGGCUCUGGAGUCCGUAUGCCAGGUCCCGAAGCCUACAUCCCCCCUGGUGCUAACCUGGGCGGCAGCAGCUCGUUGCCGUGGCCCGGUGCUCCAGCUGCUGGUCUUCCUCGCUUCCCUGCCAACCUUCCUCCCCCAGAACUCCUGGCACGGAUAGCCCAGUUCCCCACUUCUGGGCCUCUGCCACGUGGACCCCUCCCUCAGAUGACUCCACAGAUGCCUCCUCACAUGCAAAACCAGGCAGCCGUGCCGGGUUACCGACCACCACAUCCACAAGUCCCUCAACCUGGCCCUGUAGCUCCUGCCCCAGUCCGGCCCUCCACUACCACUGUUGAUAGCAUCCAGGCUCCAAUCCCCAGCUACCCCCCUACACACCAUCCGAUCCCACCUGCAGCCUCAACUGGCUACACGGUACCCCCACAGAUGGGGGGUUACCCCCAGUUCAUGCCCCAACCAGGAGUGCCAAUGCAUGGCCAAGCCCAAGCUCCUGCCCCCCAACCACAGCUGCAGAAACCGCCACAGCAGCAGUUUCCCCAGCCCACUGGGCAACCAAUGCCUAGAGGGUACCAGCCUGGACCAAGGGCUUUUCCUGGCCCCCACCCCCCUCCCCAGGCUGCAUACCCACAUGGGUAUAUGCCCCCUCAGCCAGGUGUUCCUCCCCAGUACCAGCAGGCAUACCCAGGUCAGCUGCAACCACAUCAGCAAAAUGGUUAUCACCCCCGGCCUCAGAUACCCCAAGGUUACCAGACUCCACAGGGCUACAUCCCCCAGCAGCACCCUCAGAUGAUGCCGGGCUCUAUGCCAACACCACCUCAGGUCCAGAUGCCACCACAGACUGUACAUCCACAGAUGCCCCAAACCUCUCAGCCAGCACCCCCCGUAUCCCAACCCUACAUGCCCCACCCCAACCAACAAAUGCCCCCUAGACUCCCUCACCAACACAUGAUGCCCCAACAUCCACACAUGCCCCCCGGUGCCCAGCAGCUUCCACCCCACCCCCACUCACAGAUCCAGAUGCCAGGUGGUCCCAGAGCACAAAUGCCCCCCACAAGUCAGCCGAUUCCUCCGGUCUCACAGAACUACAUGGCCCCCACGAGUCAGCAGAUGCCUCCUGCUCCACAGAACUACAUGCCUCCCACGAACCAGAACCUGCACCCGACCAUGCGCCCACAGAUGCCUCCUGCUUCACAACCUCAUAUGGUCCCUGGUCCUCAGGUCCACAUGCCAAGGGGCCCUAUGCCACAGAUGCCUCCUGGUGCACUACCCCCACAACACCAACCCCACCCCGGACAGCCACCGAUACCAAACAUGCCCCAGCAGCCAAUAAGGAUGCCCGGCCAACCACAAGGUCCUCCCCCACAUUCAGGGGGAGUUUGUUACCCAGGAGCGACUCCAAUGAUUCCACAGCAGCCUCUGGCACCACAACCCGCGCCCCCCCAACAACCUCAGGCUCCCCUCCCAAUGACCCAUCAACAGCCUCCUAUAAUGUACCCUUCAGGUCCUGGAGCUACUGUACCUCCUAGUACUCCACAGCAGCCCACUGCCAUGGGCCCACAUGGUCCACAUGUUCCCCCUGCCCAGCACAUGAUCCAGCCCUCUCCUGGAGGUCCCCCUGUGGCUCAACCAACAACCCCUGUCCCUCCUUCUCCUUCACCUUCCCCCUCUCCGUCUCCCUCUCCUGGUCCGGCCUCUUUGGGUGUGAACCCCCAGCAGAGACCCACUCCAGCUCCCACCCCUGGUAGCACAGCUCCACCCAGUCUCCCCUCCCCCUCUACCGUCUCGCCAUCCACCUCGCUGUUUCAGCGCCAGAAUUCAAGCACAGAUGACCUUCUCUCCUCGAGCCCUGAGAGCCAACCAGGAGGGACCAAGGCCCCGACCAACGUCCUGCAACCGACCAAAGCCGACCCACAGGAUGGAGAGCGCCGAAGACGGAGCUCCCAGGGAGUUCUCCUGAUUCAGGGUGACCCAUAUCAAGCUCCAGAGCGUGUCGCCCGCCUGCAUGGUGAACUAGAACGUUACAGGUCCCAGGUAGAUUCCCUGGAGCACCCUUCAGAGAGCGAGGGCGGGCUGUCGGUGCUGGACGCCCGCUGGAAAGAGCUGCAAGACCAGCAGGAGAAGGACGCACGCCAACUCUCCAUCGCCAUCGCCCGCUGCUACACCAUGAAGAACCGGCACCAGGACGUCAUGCCCUAUGACCUCAACCGGGUGGUGCUGCAGUCAGGGAAAGACGACUACAUCAACGCCAGCUAUGUGGAAGACCUGUCCCCGUACUGUCCACGCCUUAUUGCCACGCAGGCUCCGCUCACGGGCACGGCGGCAGACUUCUGGUUGAUGGUUUACGAGCAGAAGGUGUCGCUGAUCGUCAUGUUGGUUUCAGAACAAGAGCUUGACAAGGGAAAGGUUAUGCGCUACUUCCCAACGGAGCGUGGGCAGCAGCUCUCUCAGGGACCAAUCACGCUCGCCCUCAGCACACAGAAGACGACGCCAACUCAUGUGGAGCGCAUGAUCAGCCUGCAGUACCGCGACCAAAGCCUGAAGCGCACUGUUGUCCACCUACAGUUCACCUCGUGGCCGGAGCUGGGUCUUCCUGACAGCAAGAGCAACCUGCUGCGCUUCAUCCAGGAGGUUCAUGGACACUACCUCCACCAGAGGCCCUUACACACACCCGUGGUGGUGCACUGCAGCUCGGGUGUGGGACGCACCGGCGCCUUCUGCCUGCUGUACGCUGCACUGCAGGAGCUGGAGGCAGGAAACGGGAUCCCAGACCUCCCUCUGCUGGUGAAGAAGAUGAGACAACAGAGGAAGAACAUGCUGCAGGAGAAGCUCCACCUGAAGUUCUGCUAUGAGACCGUGUUGAAGCACGCUGAGCAGGUCCUUCAGAGACACGGCAUCACGACCGCCACCUGCAGCAAGAACGCCGCCUCUGCAUCCACAAAGCCUUACUCCAGACAGGAGUCCCAGCAGGAUCUGGUCCUCGGUGGUGACAUGCCCAUCAGCUCCAUCCAGGCCACCAUCGCCAAGCUCAGCAUCCGCCCCCCGAGCGCUACAGACCCUUCCAUGGACGCCCCCAUUGUCCUGGACGAACAAGUCAACACUACCGUACCUGAGCUCUACCCGCCGGGUGACGUCCAGCCCACCCAGGACCCCUCUCCCCCCUCAGACCACCAGCCCCCUUCCUCCUUCAGCCCUCCUCUCACCUCCCCGACUCAGUCUCCUCCCCCUCCGAACGGCCUGGAUGCCGCCUCCCCCUGCACACCGCCGACCAAUCACGAGCCGCACCCCGAGGCGGCGUCCAGCCUGAGCCCGCCCCCUCCUCCUUCCUCGGCGCCCGCUCCGUCGUCUCUGGAGCUGCUGGCCUCGCUCGCCCCCGAGGCCUUCUCCAUGGAGGGCGGGGGGAAGGGGAAGCAGCGGGUGACUAAGCAGAGCUUCCUGCAGCCGGCGGAGGGUGCGGGUCUCCACGGGACCCGCGGAGGGGAGGAGGGCGGAGACGACCCGCUCAGCAGCCUGGACCCUUUGUGGAGCCUCAACAAAACCUGAGACGAGUCCACAAACCGCUGCCUUUUCUCUCGGCUCUUUCUAAAUCCUGCUUUUAAGAAGAUAAACUCAGAGUCCUGACAUUUAGGGGUGUUGAUUACCAAGACGUGCCUGGUGGCAGACGGUAGAGGAUCAGUUCUGAAGUUAGGUCGCUUCUUCUCCUUCCAUCACCGGUGGCUUCUGGGACCAGAUCACUAUGCACUCGUCUGCGUUCCUUCAUUCCUUCUGUCGCUUUUUUUUGCUGCUUUCUUUUUAUUUUAAACGUCUGUGAUGUAUGGAUGUUCUGCACUUAUAGCACCAGAUCUGGGCCCCCCAAAAAAGGAAGAAAUCCCAGCAUGCACUCCACUUUUUUUUAAGCCUCCUUUUUGCAGGUGGUCGUCACUACGGUCUGACGGAGUUUUAACUGUGAUAACGGACGAGAGGAGGAGCCGGGUGGAGAUGUUUUUAAAGGACCCCCCUGAAAUCAAUCAGCGCGUGUAGCUCAGCGGUCACAGAGCAGCAUACGAAUCAGCACGUCUUAACACGUUGAUUUCUCAUCCUGUAACACUGUAAAUAUCUUAAAUAAAGAAAACUAGACUAUUACAGAAAUCACUAAUCAUCAUUCAUCAUGUAAAAUUUAUCAAAUAAAGCCAGUAGACAGAAAAUGUGA